Trichoderma gamsii is the source of this 489-nucleotide messenger RNA. Its product is annotated as carbonic anhydrase. The coding region runs from base 1 to 489 and encodes 162 amino acids. The record is from RefSeq and is a predicted model, not a curated record. The transcript has 5 exons. Lineage: Eukaryota; Fungi; Ascomycota; Sordariomycetes; Hypocreales; Hypocreaceae. Gene Ontology annotation, molecular function: carbonate dehydratase activity; zinc ion binding.
AUGUGUCAAUCUUUCCACGAGACACUUCUUGAGCGUAACAAGCAAGUUGACGGUAUCUCAAUUCCUGCGCCUACAAUCGGCGAGCAGGUGGCUCUCGGCCGUGUCUUUGAGACCACGCUUGUCAAUCAAGUUCUUAUAUCGCGCAAUCCUGCCGGCCGUGUUGCUCCCGCUUUGCAACAAGUAAUGCUAUUUGACGUUUUUCUUGGUCUCAAGAGUGUAAUUGUGAUUCAUCAUACAGACUGUGGUGCGAGUCAGUUCAAAGAAGCAGAAGUUCGAAAAGCUCAUAAAAGCCGUUUGCCAGAUCAUUCGGAGAUUGACAAUAUGGUGUUUGGGGCUUUUGACGAUGUUGAGCAAAGCGUCAGAGAUGAUCUUCAUAUACUAAAGACAUCUCCUUAUGUGCCUAAGAGGAUUGCUGAUCAAUGUUUCGGUUAUGUAUACGAUAUCAAGACUGGCCUUUUGACUCCCGUCGAUUAUGUCGAUGGCCAGUGA